This is a messenger RNA of Durusdinium trenchii, 1291 nucleotides long. The record is from the annotation of a GenBank genome assembly. NCBI's taxonomy places the organism in Eukaryota, Dinophyceae, Suessiales, Symbiodiniaceae.
UGGCACCGUGGAAGCCGACCCAGGCUUCUACCAACUGAAGGACACGGUGUUCACCUUCACGCGCAUUUGUCACAAGUUGGAUCACUUUUCCACCAUUGGCAUUUGUUCACGCAGGACUCUUUGGCACAUUGGGUCAGGGUCCCUUUUCCAAGCUCAUUGAACCGCUGAAUGCAAUUGGUUGGGGCAUUGAUUUGCCUUACGCGUGGACAAGAGCUGGCUUACGCAAUGAUCUCUUGAGCGCUCACUCAAAGCUUUUGUUGCAGCUUCUUCGGGAUGAUUGGUUGCAAUGGGUUGCCACUCAGGUGAACUCUUGCAAAGCCAUGACAGCUUUGAAGGGUGUUGAUGAACGUAUCCUUGACCAGAGUCGGAAGGGACAGACAGCUCCCCAACUUUCAUUGUAAUUUGUGCACAGUGUGGAGUUCCGGAUUCUCAGCGACGUUGGCUGAUAUAUGCCCACAGUUUGCUGACCUCCGGCAUCUAGCUUAACUUGAUUCAUCGACAGUGCAAGAUGCCUCUCCGGCUCUGCUGUGGCAUUUGUCCUCACAAAGAUUGGUUGCUGACUUUCAGAGGCGGCCUUCUCAUUCUUUGGAACGUGUUUUCACAGAUGGCUCAGCAUUUCAGCGGCGGACAAGCGGCUUGGGCAAUUCUUAGCGCUACCGCUGACUCUACUUUAGUAGCGCCUCCAUGGUGCUCGACAGUGAGAAGUCACAGCAGGACUUUUUGUUUUGCAGCGGGGAGCUGAGGCGCAGAUUGUUAUUCACAUGUGGUCAGACAAUCUUUCAGUGGUUGAACGCGUGACGACCUCGCUGGACCGGAACGUGGUCCGUCGGUCAUGGGACAACGGCGACCUGUGGCUUGUUGCGAGUGAUUGGCUGGAUUGUUUUGGUGCCUCAGACACCCUUUCGAGGACUGGCUACGUGCGUGGAACACUGCCGCUGAUGAGGCGGCAGUGGCCCGCAAUCAGCAACGAUCCUUGGAGCAUGAACACAAGCUGCAAUUGGCGAACGCGUUUUUCGAGACUACAUGCUGCCGGCUACGUUCUUUUUACUUCCACGUGGUUGAGCAACGGCAGACCACCUCCUUUCAGCCUUCUACUGAGAGCAGUGAAGAUCAGGAUAGUGUCUCCUCGCGCCGCCUUUUCUACAUUUUUUGCCGGAGGACGGCAGCGCCGCUCUGCUUUGCAGCUGAGUGCAAUGCUUUGACCAAUCCGCGGUAUUUCCUUUUUUCGACGACCAGAGUUUGUCGUCGUCGCUUGGGGAGUUUGCUUGUCGCACUCUGCUCUUGUUGGGCC